AAGCUAUUUUUCACGUAUGUUUUUAUUAAUUAGUUUGUUCCAGAGACUGUUAGACACUUAAAUAAAAUAAAUUUACAAAGGAUACAGUGGAGCUCCAUUUAAAUGGUCAUGUUGAAGGAAAGAAAUAAUAUCCACUUUAUAGGCUUAAUUAUACAUCAUAUUUGGCUAAUUUAGUCCAUGUGAUUGUGAUGUCUGGGAGACAAGCCCAGGAUACGGUAAUGAGCAACAGCUAGUGCAGUUCUACAUAUUAAAUAUCAUGAUUUAAGGGAAGAUCUUCACACUGAUUUCUACAUAUCUACUUAAUGAUAGUUUUCCUGUUUCUCUUUCCUGUCCCUUUUCACUCCUCAAAAGUCGUAUUAGUAGAGUCGUCCUAGCAUGCCCCUGAGCACCUGGACAUCUGAGUGCUAGAUGCAGAUUUCACUUAGCCUGCUGUGCCUUUCACAGUUUUGGCCAUAGAUGUUACCUUUUGAUAAGAUUUCCCCACUCUGACUUCCUCCUGUCUCACCCAUCAUCUCUCCUCUCCACUGAUGAUCCACUCAAAUGGAUUGUAAUCGUCCGGAUCAUUCAGCAGCUGAACCAAUUCUCCCAUCAACGGGAAGGUCCCACAUGGGGGGAUACUUACCCCUUCCAGACCCUUCCUGAGGAGAGCAAGUUUCCUUCCAUGUGGCAGGAGUACAUUUUAUAUUUGUUUGGCCUUGUGACUGAUAGGAUGGGAAGCUGAGGGGAAGUGGAGAGGAGAUGGCAGUUUUAACCGAGAAAAAAAGCUUAGUAGAAACUCUGCCUCUGCCUUCUUCGGGCGUGUCCCUCUUCUGGGCAUCUCUUCAGGAUUUCAUUCCUCCGUCCAACUGCCGUUCACAACUGCCCUUUCCAACGGCUCCAGAACUCUUGGCCUUGGCAUUCCGUGAUGUAAAUUAUUCCACGCAUGGCUCGAAAUGGGUGCGAAGCAGUGUUGCCAGGUGUCGGAUCACUAGUUUGUCAUGGAUGAUGAUGAUGACUCGUGUCUCCUUGAUCUUAUUGGAGACCCACAGGCAUUGAACUAUUUUCUACAUGGACCUAGUAAUAAAUCGAGCAAUGAGGACUUGACUAAUGCAGGAUAUUCUGCAGCCAAUUCAAAUUCAAUUUUCGCCAACUCUAGUAAUGCUGAUCCUAAGUCAUCCCUCAAAGCUGUAAGCAGCCAGCUUGGAGAAGGGCCCAGUGAUGGACUGCCACUUUCAAGUAGCCUUCAGUUUCUUGAAGAUGAACUUGAGUCUUCUCCUCUUCCUGAUCUCAGUGAGGACCAACCUUUCGACAUUCUUCAGAAAUCCUUGCAGGAGGCCAAUAUCACUGAACAGACAUUGGCAGAAGAGGCAUAUCUGGACGCCAGUAUAGGUUCAAGCCAACAGUUUGCACAAGCUCAGCUUCAUCCCUCUUCAUCAGCAUCCUUUACUCAGGCUUCUAAUAUUUCUAAUUACUCAGGUCAGACGCUGCAGCCUAUAGGGGUGACUCAUGUGCCUGUUGGCACAUCGUUUGCAAGCAAUACAGUGGGUGUGCACCAUGGCUUUAUGCACCACGUGGGGAUCAGUGUGCCCAGCCAGCAUUUGUCUAAUAGCAGUCAGAUUAGUGGUUCUGGUCAAAUACAGUUAAUUGGGUCAUUUGGUAAUCAACCUUCCAUGAUGACUAUUAAUAACUUAGAUGGAUCUCAAAUCAUACUAAAGGGUAGUGGGCAACAAGCCCCAUCAAAUGUGAGUGGAGGGCUUCUGGUUCACAGACAGACUCCUAAUGGCAACUCCUUGUUUGGGAACUCCAGUUCCAGUCCAGUAGCACAGCCUGUUACCGUUCCGUUUAAUAGCACAAAUUUCCAAACAUCUUUACCUGUGCAUAACAUCAUCAUACAAAGGGGUCUUGCACCAAAUUCAAAUAAAGUCCCAAUUAAUAUCCAGCCAAAGCCUAUCCAGAUGGGUCAGCAAAACACAUACAAUGUGAACAAUUUGGGAAUACAGCAGCACCAUGUUCAGCCAGGGAUCUCGUUCGCCUCUGCGAGCUCACCCCAGGGCUCAGUGGUUGGUCCGCACAUGUCGGUGAACAUUGUAAACCAACAGAACACAAGGAAGCCAGUCACCUCGCAGGCCGUGAGCAGCGCUGGGGGCAGUAUCGUUAUUCAUUCUCCCAUGGGCCAGCCUCACACACCCCAGAGUCAGUUCCUCAUACCUACAAGCCUUUCCGUCAGUUCCAACUCGGUACACCACGUCCAGACCAUAAAUGGGCAACUUCUUCAGACUCAACCCUCUCAGCUCAUUUCUGGCCAAGUGACCUCAGAGCAUGUCAUGUUGAACAGAAACUCUUCCAACAUGCUCAGGACCAACCAACCAUAUUCUGGACAGAUGCUGAACAACCAGAAUACCGCCGUCCAGUUAGUGUCUGGGCAGACGUUCGCCGCCUCUGGAAGUCCAGUGAUAGUCAAUCAUGCCUCUCCUCAGAUCGUUGGUGGGCAGAUGCCCUUGCAGCAGGCAUCACCAACCGUCUUGCACCUGUCCCCUGGGCAGAGCAGCGUCUCCCAAGGAAGACCUGGCUUCGCCACCAUGCCCUCGGUGACAAGCAUGUCAGGACCUAGUCGGUUCCCUGUUGUCAGCUCAUCCAGCACUGCCCAUCCUAGUCUUGGGGCUGCGGUUCAGUCUGGUGCAUCAGGAUCAAACUUUACGGGAGAUCAGCUGACCCAGCCAAACAGGACUCCAGUACCGGUCAGUGUGUCCCAUCGUCUUCCAGUUCCUUCUUCCAAAUCUACUAGCACCUUCAGUAACACACCUGGAGCAGGAAGCCAGCAACAGUUCUUCUGUCAGGCUCAGAAAAAAAGUUUGAAUCAGACUUCCCCCAUUUCUGCUUCCAAGACUGCAGAUGGCCUGAGGCAAGCGCCCAUCCCAGGCCUCUUGAGCACCGCACUGCCAGGACAGGAUUCUGGAAGCAAAGUUAUACCAGUGCCCUUAGGAACCACACAACCACAGCAGGAAAAAGUCGUUGGAUCAUCUCCUGGCCAGCCAGCUGUGCAGGUGGAUAGUCAUUCGGGAGGACAAAAGAGGCCUGCUGCAAAACAGCUAACUAAAGGAGCUUUCAUUCUCCAGCAGUUACAGAGGGACCAAACCCACACGGUGACACCUGAUAAAAGUCAGUUCCGAUCACUCAGUGACGCAGUGCAAAGGCUGCUCUCCUACCAUGUGUGCCAGGGCUCCAUGCCCACGGAGGAAGACCUAAAGAAAGUUGACAAUGAAUUUGAAACAGUUGCCACUCAGCUCCUAAAAAGGACCCAAGCUAUGCUUAACAAGUACAGAUGCCUGCUCCUGGAAGAUGCCAUGCGGAUCAAUCCCUCCGCUGAGAUGGUGAUGAUCGACAGAAUGUUCAACCAAGAGGAAAGAGCUUCUCUGUCCCGGGACAAGCGUCUGGCACUUGUAGACCCCGAGGGCUUUCAGGCUGAUUUCUGUUGUUCCUUCAAACUUGAUAAAGCUGCUCAUGAGACACAGUUUGGCAGGAGUGACCAGCAUGGCAGUAAAACAACCAGUUCUGUGCAUCUGACGGCCAAGGCCCAGAGCAGAGACAGAGCCAAACCAGGCAUGGCAGAACCAACGAAUCAUGACCAAUUUCAUCUAGUGCCUAAUCACAUCGUGGUCUCCGCAGAAGGAAACAUUGCUAAAAAAACAGAAUGCCUCGGCAGAGCACUGAAAUUUGACAAAAUGGGCUCAGUUCAGUACCGGAGUGCGUCUGAAGAGAAGACCAGCCGGAAAGACGCCGUGAAAGGCAGUGAGUGCUCUCCCGGCCCUGAAGGGCACCGGAAAAACUCGUCCAGACCAGAUCACGGUCCUGAGAGCAAACUCUCAAGCCUCCUAGUAGAUUCGCACCUGGAGAUGACGUGUAAUAGCUCCUUCCAGGACAAGACUCUGCGGAAUUCUCCAAAGAAUGAAGUUUUACACACAGACAUCAUGAAAGGGUCAGCCGAGCCCCAGCCUGAUCUCCAGCUCACUAAGAGUUUAGAAACAACAUUUAAGAACAUCUUGGAACUCAAAAAGGCGGGGCGGCAGCCCCAGAGUGACCCCACGGUUAGCGGCUCUGUUGAGUUAGAUUUCCCCAACUUUUCUCCAAUGGCUUCGCAGGAAAACUGCCUGGAAAAGUUCAUCCCGGACCACAGUGAAGGCAUUGUAGAAACUGACUCCAUUUUAGAAGCAGCUGUAAAUAGUAUCCUAGAGUGUUAAUAGCCGCAGUCCUCCCCCACCUGCCCCCGAGACCCCGCCCCGGACAAGUUACAUUCUUUCCUGGCAAAAGCAAUGGAAAUGGUCUCCUGUCUCCAGCCUGCUUGAUCUUUCAUCACAGUUUAUUCUUUCUAAUCUCAAUCCCAUUCUUUGUUUAAGAGCAAUACUCGUCGUGGUUACAGGGAGAUCCUUUAGUAAAACUGAUCCUUGUUAGAAAGCAGUCUGUUAGGCCCUACACAUUUCAAGUGUUUUGAAAGUGCUUAUAGUCAUUCUUUUGUUUGUUUUUGUUUAUUUGUUUUAUUUUUUUUAAACACUGUAACUCAAUGAGAUCACAGUACACUAGGCCCUGGGUAAAAUUCUGACAAUCAUAAGUCAUUUGAAAAGAACAGACUUAUUAAAGAAAAUCAAACAGGACUGAUAGAAGAUACUUUUUAAAGAAUAUCCCACUGCAUCUCCAAAUUUUGGCUUUGGGGGGGUCUUGGGGUGUCAUGGGCCGGGAGACCACAUGGCUCUCCCCUUGGCCGUCUCUGAGCAGUUAGUCCUGGCUGCUCUGCCAGGACCCACGGCCCUGGCGUGAGCACCUGUAGCGCACAAGCAGGGCUUCCUGUUCAUCGUUCAAGUGCUUUUCUGAUGCUCCCGGAGCAAAACCUCACCUCUUCAGCAUAUCCGCGUUGAGUUUCAUCUAGGGAAUACUUUGUUUUGAGUUGCGACAGCACGACUUGAGAUAAUCUCACCAGGCGAAAUAAAAGAAAAUGGAAACCAGUUAAGUGGCACAGUGUACAGGGGAGGCCGGGAUAGAGCCAUGAGGAAUAUAAUAUGUAUAUAUGUAAAAGCAUAUAUAUAUUAACUAUUGAGAAAAAACAAGCAUUUUGCAUUCUAUAAUUGGAUCUAGGCAGCAUACGAUGUAUGUUUUUGUUGGUUGCUGGGUUUUGUUCCCUUUAACCUCUCUUUGCACCCCUCCCACAACACAUAGGCAAGCGUCAAAAGUAUUUUCAUUUGAAAACUAUGUUGUAAUUUUUCAGUUUAAACGUUAAGGGGACUUUGGCCUUGUUUCUGCUUCUUGUUGUCUGAGAACAGUAGUCACCCCUGGCAGCAAUCAUUACCAAAACACAGACAAACCAAAGGUAACCAGCCAGCCCACCACUGAGAGGAAAGAUCUGAGACCCGGGAUUCCCACUUGAGAGCCAAAGGACAUUCCCUGCCAUAGUUCGUGUUUGGCCCAUGUUCAUGUUCGUGAACGUGACUUAUUGCUUUAUUUAUUUAUAUUUCUUUUCAGGGCGCUUUCCCCAGUUUCCUUUCUUGUAUACCUGCCCCAGGUCAUCCUGUUUCUGUUGGCACUUUCAUUCUCAAUGUCAUUGUAACCAUCAGUAUCUCCUAGCAUUGGGAAAGCUACAUAUGGUAUUUUGUAUGUACCCUCUUACAUACAUGUGUGCGUGCGUGUGUCUGGGCUGUUCAGAUCCAGAGGUCAUUUUGGUGACAGUGUGUACACACUCACCCUCCCUGUUAUGUGCACGGGCUCUCAUUUAUUCUGUCCAUCUCUCUGGCUUUAGAGGCGCACCCACUGGUCUUCACUCUAACAUGUUGCCAAGAUCCACUUCUGGCCAUCCCCAGAAUGGGGAUGACCCCACUGUCGUCAUGUUGGGCAUUUCUCUUCCAGGUUGGCCUGCAAUGGAAAGGAAGCCUUCUGAUUACUAGAAAACACAGUAACAGAAGACCUGGACUCUCCCUGCCCCUUAGUCCCCCCAAACAAAGAAACCCUGUGAGACAGCCAGUCUUCACAAAAACAAAAUACCUUCUCCCCACUCCCACCCCUGAGCCAAUAGAAAUUGGAAAAUCUGGGCCAUUUUACGGUUACCAUGUUUUCCUUAUUUGUGCCAAUGUCCAAGUUGCAGAUUUCCCCUUCUUCCUGUAUUGUAACAUAUUAGAAAGAUAAGUUGGUAUUGCCAGUUGGAACUUUCUGUUUGGGUAGCCCUGGGGUAACACCCUGCCCUGAACCCCAUGAUUUCAUAGGCUCUUCUCUUAGGGCUCAUGCUCCCCUAAUUCCUAGUAAGACUUAAAGAUGGUCCCUCCUGAUCAAAUUCUUCUCAUUGUGGAAAUUUAUACCUAGAAGCCUUCACGGAGGCUACUAACGAGUUACAUUAAUUACUGAAUCAGUGGAAUUCUUAAGAGACAAGAUAAGCUCCAUGUACAUUUGUCACCUCUCUUUCUUCCCUACUCUGCCCUGCUACCCCAGUCCCAACUUUUCGCUAUACCAUCUUAAAGGGUUUUUUAAGCCUUGACACUUGUCUAGAAAACGGAGAGCCUAAUUUACCAAAAUGAAACUUGUAAAUUUUUGUGUCCUUGUAUGUAAGUUUACUUUUCAUGGAGGAAAGAUUCUAGAUAAUGACAAAUGACGAUUAUGAAAUGUAUUUUACUCCUGUGAUUAGGUCAUAACUCGCAUGUCGAGGCCCCUCUGGUGGAGGGUGAGAGCUCAGCCUCGGAUGGCCAACAUUCAGUUGUUCAGAUUCAUUAGUCAAAGUUAAGUUUUAGAGCUACUCAUACUCAGUAACAAAAAUCAUUUUCUUUCUUUUUUUUUUUUUUUUUCUGUUGUUGUGGAAAAGUGUGAAUUUGUUAUUAAGCAUUUGAUUUUCUGUGUCCGUAAGUACUGCCUAAAGAUAAAGCAAAUUUUAAACUGGCAAUUACGAAAAAGAACUAUUUUAGCGCUGAAGAAUUUAGCAGACUUUGUUAGAUUAGGGAGGCCUUACAGACUGACUUGACUUAAAGAGGACGCGUCACUCACUGUCAGUGUGGUGUGGCUUUAUUUGCUUGAAAUACCUUCAUUUGUAUAGUAUGUCUCACUUGAAAUUGCUUUGUAUACAUUUUGUAAAAAAUAUUUAUAAAAUGUUU
Balaenoptera musculus (blue whale) is the source of this 7100-nucleotide messenger RNA. RefSeq names its product BRD4 interacting chromatin remodeling complex associated protein like (gene BICRAL). Bases 978 to 4217 code for a protein of 1079 amino acids. The record is from RefSeq and is a predicted model, not a curated record. NCBI's taxonomy places the organism in Eukaryota, Metazoa, Chordata, Mammalia, Artiodactyla, Balaenopteridae. Gene Ontology annotation, cellular component: SWI/SNF complex. Gene Ontology annotation, biological process: positive regulation of DNA-templated transcription. The transcript is spliced from 12 exons.